Molecule: messenger RNA, 5964 nt
Organism: Aureococcus anophagefferens
Lineage: Eukaryota; Pelagophyceae; Pelagomonadales; Pelagomonadaceae
Exons: 3
Coding region: 1-5964 (1987 amino acids)
Biological process (GO): tRNA processing
Molecular function (GO): methyltransferase activity
Source: RefSeq, a predicted model, not a curated record
AUGAGGCUCGCGUGCUUCUUCUUGAGUGGAGCGACGAGGCUCGUCCUCUUCGGCGCGCUCCUGCCGCGCUUCACCGACGCCGACGACGACGAUGGCGUCCCGGCCUGCGCGUGCGACUACUACGACGCAACGAUGACUGACAUGGAAUUCUGCUCGGUGCAGGAGAGCUCCGGCAUCUCCUGCUACGCUUUGCCGACCUCGGGCUCCUGCGAUUACGGCGGCACGGUCUGCGCGAUCGCGGCGCCGACGCCGGCGCCGACGGCGGCGCCGACGCCGCGGCCGACGGCUCGGUGCGCGACCGUCAGAUUCGCCGAGCGCGUCGUGUCGACGGUCGGCGACCAGCCCGAGCACGUCGUCGCGCACGACAUCGACGGCGACGGCGACCUCGACGUCCUCGCGGCGGAUUGGUUCGACGACGCCGUGUCCUGGUACGAGAACGACGGCGCCGAGUCGUUCUCCGCGCGCGUCGUCACGACGUCGGCGGACUACGUGCGCGCCGCCGUGGCCGCCGACAUCGACGGCGACGGCGACGUCGACCUCGCGUCGGCGUCGGGCAUCGACCAGAAGGUCGCGUGGUACGAGAACGACGGCGCCCAGUCGUUCGCGGAGCGCGUCAUCACGACGUUGGCCGACGGCGCGGCGGACCUCGUCGCGGUCGACGUCGACGGCGACGGCGACGUCGACGUCGUGUCCGCGUCGAACGACGACCACGAGGUCGAGUGGUACGAGAACGACGGCGGCUUUAGUCGGACGUUCCUGAUCGACUACUGGUUGGACGAGGCGUGCGCCGUCUCCGCGGCCGACGUCGACGGCGACGGCGACCUGGACGUCGUCGCGGCCGGGUGCGCGACGAGCGGCGUCGGCUCCGUCUACUGGUACGAGAGCUACGCGGCGCAGUCCUGGGUCUCCCGUCGGGUCAGCCAGAGCAGCUCGCCGCGCGCGGUCUUCGCGAUCGACGUCGACUCCGACGGCUCCAUGGACCUGCUCGUCGCCGACCGCUUCGAUGACAGCAUCGUGUGGAGAGAGAACGACGGCUCGCAGUCGUUCGAAGGACGUGUCAUCACGACGCUCGCGGACACUGCCUUGUCCGUCUUCGCGAUCGACGUCGACGGCGACGGCGACGUCGACGUCCUGUCGGCGUCCCUCAACGACGACACGAUCGCGGGGUACGAGAACGACGGGGCCCAGUCCUUUACCGAGCAAAUCAUCACGACGCUGGCGGACGGCGCCCGCUCCGUCUUCGCGGCCGACGUCGACGGCGACGGCGACGUCGACGCGCUCGCGGCGUCGCGCUACGACUCCACGGUCGCGUGGUACGAGAACGACUGCGGCGCGCCGUCGCCGCCGACGCCGCAGCCGACGCCGCAGCCGACGCUCGACUGCGCGAGCGCGUCCUUCGCCGCGCGCCAGAUCGACGGAGCCGCGGACGGCGCCGAGUCCGUCUUCGCGACGGACGUCGACGGCGACGGCAACGUCGACGUGCUGUCGGCGUCAUUCGAGGACGACACGGUCGCCUGGUACGAGAACGAUGGGCGGGAAUCGUUCGCGACGCGCGUCGUCACGACGCUCGCGUCGCAGGCGGCCUGCGUCGUCGUGGCCGACGUCGACGGCGACGGCGACGCGGACGUCGUCGAGGCGAACAAGUUGGGCCCCGAUACGGUCGCGUGGUACGAAAACGACGGGGCGCAGUCGUUCACGAAACGUUCCCUUUCGACCACGGUGGACGCGUACUCCGUCGUCGCGGUCGACGUCGACGGCGACGGCGACAUCGACGUCGUGUCCGCGGCCUUGGCGUCGAGCGUUGUUGCGUGGCACGAGAACGAGGGGUCCGGGGCCUUCACCGAGCGCGUCGUCUCGAACGUAUUGGGUCCCCGGAGCGUCUUCGCGACGGACGUCGACGACGACGGCAACGUCGACGUCCUCGUCGCGGCGCAGUACGGCGACGCCGUCGAGCUUUGGACGCGUACCGCCGCCUCCUCCGACCUCUUCAACGGGUUAACCAUCACGACGACGGUCUUCGACCCCACGAGCGUCUUUGCGAUCGACGUCGACGGCGACGGCGACGUGGACGUGCUGUCGGCGUCCAUGUCAGACGACACGCUCGCGUGGUACGAGAACGACGGGUCCCAGUCCUUCACGAUGCACCCGUUCAUAAAGACGAAUCAGGCGCACUGGGUCUUCGCCAUCGACAUCGACGGGGACUCGGACGUCGAUGUUGCGGACGCGGCGUUCGACGACCACCCCGGAUGGAACGAGAACGACGGGUCCCAGUCGUUCGCUCACCACGUCAUCGACUCGACCACGUCCAACACCAUCCAGGUCUUCGCGACCGAUGUGGAUCUCGACGGCGACGUGGACAUCCUCGCCGCGUCUUGGGAGAGCGACUCGAUCACCUGGUACGAAAACUCGUGCGUCGCCGACGCCACCGCCGCGCCCGAGCCCGAGCCCACGGCGGAGCCCACGCCGGAGCCCACGGCCGGUCCCGCGCCGGAGCCCACGGCGCCGCCCACGGCCGGUCCAACGCCGGAGCCCACGGCGCAGCCCACGGCGCAGCCCACGGCCGGUCCAACGCCGGAGCCCACGGCGCAGCCCACGGCCGGUCCCAAGCCGGAGCCCUCGCCGGAGCCCACGGCCGGUCCCAAGCCGGAGCCCACGACCGCUCCCUCGUCGACGCCGUCGCGGUCGCCGUCCUCGAACACUCCCUCGUCGGCGCCGUCCUCGAACGCUCCCUCGUCGGCGCCGUCGCGGUCGCCGUCCUCGGAGGCGCCCUCGUCGCGGCUCCCGACCUCCGGAGCUCCCUCGCCGCUGCCGUCGCCGCUGCCGUCGCCGCUCCCCACGCCGCUCCCCGAGGCCGAGGAGGCACUCGUCGCCGUCGAGACGGACGUGGCAACGCAGACGAGCCGCGUCGUCGCCGCGAGCACGGCCGUCGCGACCGUGGGCGCGCUGUCGGCGAGCGGCGCGACGGCGUCGACGUCGACGUCGUUCUCCUUCGCGUCCGCGGCCCCCGGGGGCGGGCCCGGGAACCCCGCGCUGCGCCUGCUGCUCGUGCCGUCCGCGGCGCUCGAGCUCGCGUCGGCCUGGCAGGCUUUGCGGCCCCCGGACCGGCGGCGGCGCCUCGCGGCGAGCUCGGGCGACGCGUGCCGCGAGCGCAUGCUGUCCUGCUUCCUCGUCGUCGCGCCCGUGGCGGCCAUGCGGCUCCAGGCCGUCGCCGCGCUCCGCUGGACGCGGCUGCUGCGGUUCCUCGAGAUCGCCGCGCGGACGCCGCGGAAGGCGUCGGCGCUGCUGCGGCGGUCCGUCGUCGCCGAGGCCCUGCGCGACGGGAGGCGCGCGCGGCUCCUGCGGUCGAACAACCUCGUCAACGCGGCCGUCGUCGGUUUUAUGUUCGCCGCGGCCGUCGGCGCGCUCUCCCUGGACCGGGCGGACGCGGCCUACGGCGCGGGCGCGACGUCCUGCGACGAUUUGGAGGCCGCGGCGACGGGCCUGCGGGCCGCGACGCACGCGCUCGCCGCGGCGGGCCUCGCGGCCGCGGCGCUGCCCAUCCUCGGCGCGCGCGGCGGCAUCGUCGGGGCGCUGAAGGCCGACGCGGCGGGCACGCUGGCCGUCUUCGCGUGCGGGCUCCUCGCCGCGGCCGGCGUCGUUUUGGCGGCGCUCGGGGGCGCCGCGCCGCGCGACGCGUUCGCGUUCUACCGCUUCGCGCUCUACGGCGGCUGCCUCGCGCCGCUCCUGCUCUCGGCCUCGGCCGCCGCGGUCGACGCCUUCGCGCGGAGCCGGCGGGGGCGCGCGCUGCGCGCCUCUCUCUCCGGGUCCAAGCUGCGGCAGAAGGACGACGCGCCGGGCGUGGAGUUGAAGAGUCCCGGGGGCGCCGCGGCGCGCCGCGGCGACCUCGACGACAUCCUACGCGACGCCUCAACCGCGGAGCUCUUCGCCAAGUUCCUGGCCCAGCAGUACUGCCUCGAGAAUUUGGUCUUCUGGCGAUUGGUAGCCGCGCUGCCGCCGGGCGACGCCGUCGGCUUCGGCGACGCGGACCGCAUCUUCGGCGAGUUCCUCGAUCCCCGGACGGCGACGCUCCAGGUCAACGUGCCCGCGUCCAUGGUCGCGCGCGUGCGCGACGCGCUCGCGGCGUCGUCCAAGGGCCGCGCCGUGCCCAGGGAGCCCAUCGCCGCGUGCGCCCGCGAGUGCCGCCACCUCAUGGAGACGGACUCGCUGCCCCGCUUCAAGAAGUGGGGGCCCUACGUGGCCUUCCUCGACGACGGCGUCGCGCGCGCCGCGGGGCCGGGCAUCGGCGACGAGUGGGCCGAGCUCCUCGCGGUCUACGACGGCGAACCCGCCGCGUUCGCCACGGAGAACCCGCUCCAGGAGGCGGCCUCGACGCGGCCGAGCGACGCGUCGAAGCGCCUCGGCGAGCAGCGCAAGAGCCCGUCGCCCGCGCACCGCGACGCGCGCCGCACGAGCGACUGGGCGUCCGCGUCGUCCGUCGCCGCGCGGCCGUCGAGCACGCCCCGGGCCGCGCCCGCGAAGCUCGCGCUGCUGGCGCACUACCGCUACGUGUUCACCGACCGCGAUGCGCUGCGCGAUGCCGCGCCACCCGCGACGCUGCAAAACACGCCGCCGCGCGACGCGCCGCUCGUCUGCGCGCCCUGCCGGCCGCGCCGGGCCGCCACGCGCCAGGAGCGCAAGGCCGCCAAGGCGAGCAUCCGCAAGCUCCGCGGCGACGCCGGCGCGGGCGACGCGCUGCGGCGCGCGGGCAUGUGCGCGCACUGGAUGGCGGGCAAGUCGCGGUACUGCAACUUCGCGCCGCCCGAGGGCCUCCGCUACUGCCGGCACCACGACCCGGACCUCGCCGGCGACCUGGCGCGCGUGCCCUGCCCCGUCGACGGCAGCCACACGGUGCUCCGGAGCCAGCUCGAGGCCCACGUGAAGAUCUGCGCGACGAAGACCGACGCGGACCGACAAAGACAGCAGGCCUGGUUCCGCGAGGGCGUCAACGGCGGCGGCGCCGGCGCGCUCGGCGACGUCGACGCGCCGCCGCGGCCGACGCGGGCGCUGCUCGCCGCGCUCGGCGCCUUCGAGGCGCAGCGCUGCGGCGCGCGGCCGUCCGCGGCCGCGACGAAGCGGCAGCGCCACGCGAUCCAGGGCGACCUCAUCGUCGAGGCCGCGGCGCGGGAGAUCCCGGAUCUGUUCGCGGACCGCGCGGCCGUCGUCGAUCUCGGCGCGGGCAAGGGCGGCCUCGCCGCGCGCGUCCGCGCCGCGUACCCGGGCGACGCCGUCGUCUGCGUCGAGCGCGAGGCGCGGCGCCACAAGCGCGACGGCGACAUGCGCGAGGUCGGCGCCUUCGCGCGCGUGCGCGGCGACCUGGCGGACGUCGACCUGGCGAGGGUGGACGCGCUCGGGACUUUGGCGGUGGUGGGGGUCGCGAAGCACCUGUGCGGCUCGGCGUCGGAUUUGGCGCUGAAGGCGCUCGACUCGCUGCCGCCGGGGACCUGGCGCGGCCUCGCGCUGGCGACGUGCUGCCACCACCGCUGCGACUGGUCCUCCUACGUCGGCCGCGACUACUUUUGCGUGGCGGUCGACGGCGGCAACGCGGCGGAAUUCGCAAAGGUCGCGCGCUGGGCCGCCUGGGCGACGAUGGAGGACCCGGACGCCGCGCCGGCGAGUCGCGACCGGUCGGGCCACGACCGGCCGCCAGCGUCGGACCCGGACGAGGCCCUCGCGGGGCUCGGCUGGCGCGAGAAGCGCGACGUCGGCCGCCGGUGCAAGCAGCUCAUCGACGAGGGCCGCAUCGACUUCCUCGCGCGGCGCGGCCUCGCGCGCGCGGCCCGCGUCCACUACUGCGACGCGGCCCUCUCGCCCGAGAACAACCUCAUCGUCGCCGACGGCUCCGCCGCGCCGGUCCGCGCGGAGCCCGUCAAGGACGACGUCAAUGACGUCGCCGCGCGGAGCUGGUGCCACUGCGCGUGUUCCUAG